Molecule: messenger RNA, 1221 nt
Organism: Pundamilia nyererei
Lineage: Eukaryota; Metazoa; Chordata; Actinopteri; Cichliformes; Cichlidae
Product: extracellular calcium-sensing receptor-like
Exons: 6
Biological process (GO): G protein-coupled receptor signaling pathway
Cellular component (GO): plasma membrane
Molecular function (GO): G protein-coupled receptor activity
Source: RefSeq, a predicted model, not a curated record
UUUCUCGACAUUCUACAGGGAACACUGGGCUUCACUUUCCCUGGAGUCAGCAUCCCAGGCUUGAAAGAGUUUCUUUUGAAUGUCCGACCCUCUCCCAAACCAGGAAUGGAAUUUUUCAAUAUGUUCUGGGAAGAACAUUUUGGUUGUAAGCUGGAGUUUGAAAGCCAAAGAGCCAAAGACUAUGAAGCAGAUGAUUUCAAUCCUGUAUGCACAGGGUCAGAGGAUUUGAGAAACACUGACAGCAGUUAUAGUGAUGUAUCUCAGGUUCGAAUAUCCUACAAUGUGUAUAAAGCUGUGUAUGCCGUUGCCCAUGCUCUGCACACUUUUUUGAACUGCGAUUCAGCAGGACCUAGCGGGGGAUUGUGUGAGAAACACAGCUCAUUUUCAAAUGGUCAGUUUCUUCAAUAUCUGAAGAUGGUCAAUUUUACCAACCAGUUUGAUGAUAAAGUAUACUUUGACUCCAAUGGAGAGCCAGUCCCGCUUUAUGACAUUAUUAACUGGCAGAAGGACAGCAAGGAUAAAAUCAGAUUUAUCAAAGUUGGAACAUAUGAUGGUUCAGCACCACAGAGAGAGCAGUUGCAAAUAAAAAAGAACACCAUUGUAUGGACAAAAGGACAGUUACAGGUUCCUGUAUCUCAGUGUAGUGCUCCAUGUCCCCCUGGCAGCAGGCAGGCCACACGCCAAGGAGAGCCCAAAUGCUGCUUUGAUUGUUUGCCCUGUGCAGAUGGAGAGAUCAGCAACCAGACUGGUUCCACUGAGUGCACAAAAUGCCCUGAGUACUUCUGGUCAGACAAAGAAAAAGUGAAAUGUGUUGCAGGGGAAGAAGAAUUCCUCUCUUUCUAUGACACCAUGGGAAUCAUCCUGGUUGCACUCACCCUGUUGGGAUUCUUACUGACCACCAUCAUCACCAUUGUGUUUCACAGUUUCCGCUUUACACCCAUCGUCAAGGCCAACAAUUCAGAAAUAAGUUUCUUGCUUCUCCUGUCACUCAAGCUCUGUUUCCUGUGUUCUCUGGUGUUCAUUGGUCAGCCAUCUUGGUGGACAUGUAGGCUCCGCCAGGCAGCAUUUGGGAUCAGCUUUGUCCUGUGUUUGUCCUGCCUCCUUGUUAAGACCAUUGUGGUCCUCCUGGCUUUCCGGACUAAUGUACCUGGUUCCAGGGGUCGGAAGCUGUUUGGUACAUCCCAGCAGAGGAUUCUGAUCAUCUGUGCGACAGCUCCUCAG